Messenger RNA from Camelina sativa (false flax), 1831 nucleotides. Its product is annotated as serine/threonine-protein kinase BSK2. The record is from RefSeq and is a predicted model, not a curated record. NCBI's taxonomy places the organism in Eukaryota, Viridiplantae, Streptophyta, Magnoliopsida, Brassicales, Brassicaceae. Gene Ontology annotation, biological process: brassinosteroid mediated signaling pathway; protein phosphorylation. Gene Ontology annotation, molecular function: protein kinase activity; protein binding; ATP binding.
GAGAGAGAGAGAGAGAGAGAGAGAGAGAGAGAGAGAGAGAAUGGGUUGUUUGCAUUCGAAAACUGCUCAUCUUCCUUCUCCUGAUGAUCCAUCAGUUCCAAACAAACCAGAAUCAGUUAAUGAGGACCAAGUAGAUCAGGAGAGUCAAGUUCCAGUUUUCAAAGAGUUUGAUCUAAGUGAAUUGAAGAAGGUAACGAACGGGUUUAGUCCCAGCUGCAUUGUAUCUGAAGGUGGAGAGAGAGCUCUCAAUGUGGUUUACAGAGGAAAGCUUGAAGGCAAUCGUCUCGUCGCCAUCAAGCGAUUCUCUAGACAGGCCUGGCCUGAUGCUCAGCACUUUGUGGCGGAGGCGACUGGUGUUGGUAAACUUAGAUUCAACAGAUUGGUUAAUCUGAUUGGUUGUUGUGCUGAAGGGGAUGAGAGAUUGUUGGUAGCUGAGUAUAUGCCUAAUGAUACACUCUCAAAGCAUCUUUUUCACUGGGAAAAACAGCCAUUUCCUUGGGAAAUGCGUGUUCGAGUUGCAGAUUUUAUCGCACAAGCACUUGAUUACUGCAACAUCGAAAACCGAAAGCUUUAUUAUGAUUUAAAUGCAUACAGAAUCCUGUUUGACGAGGAAGGUGAUCCUCGUCUAUCAACUUUUGGUCUUAUGAAGAAUAGUAGAGACGGCACAAGCUUCAGUACCAACUUAGCUUAUACGCCACCCGAGUUUCUACGAACAGGUAAUAAAACUUACUUCAAGAACAUCUAUAAUCAUAGCUUUCUUUUGUUUCUGAUUUUGUUGAAUCUAAAGAGAGUUCUUUCUCUUUUUGCAGGUAGAGUCAUUCCUGAAAGUGUAAUAUACAGUUAUGGAACUAUUCUUAUAGAUCUUUUGAGUGGCAAACACAUUCCACCGAGUCAUGCUCUUGACAUAAUAAGAGGGAAAAACGUGUUGCUACUUAUGGAUUCAUCACUUGAAGGGCAAUAUGAAAACGAAGACGCAACUAAACUUGUUGAUCUUGCUUCAAAAUGUCUUCAGUCUGAGGCAAAAGAUCGUCCUGAUACCAAAUAUCUUCUCUCUUCAGUGCCACCACUACAAAAGCAGAAAGAGGUUGCUUCUCAUGUCUUGAUGGGUUUGCCUAAGAAUAGAGUUAUACUACCAACUCUGCUUUCUCCUCUUGGAAAGGCUUGUUCCAGAAUGGAUCUUGCGGCUGUUCAUGAGAUUUUGCUUAAAGCUGGUUACAGAGACGAUGAAGGAGCGGAGAACGAGCUUUCAUUUCAAGAAUGGACACAACCAGUGCAGGAGAUGCUCAACACAAAGAAAUUUGGAGACGUUGCUUUCAGAGAUAAGGACUUCAAGAACGCUAUUGAAUGUUACUCGAAGUUGGUGGUGAUGAUGUCUGUUCCAUCUGCGACGGUUUUCGCAAGACGGGCAUGCUCCUACUUAAUGACGGAUCAACAUGAACUUGCGCUGAGAGACGCAAUGCAAGCUCAAGUUUGCAUACCGGAGUGGCCUACUGCGUUUUAUCUGCAAGCUUUAGCUCUUUCAAAGCUUGGAAUGGAGACGGAUGCUAAUGAUAUGCUUAACGAUGGUGCUGCGUUUGAAGCUAAGCGACAACAACAGAACAGUUGGCGUUGUUAAAAGGGAAGAAACAGAGAGAAAAAAUGAAAGUUCCAAAUAUUUUUAUGGGUCCUUUCUAGAAACUGAAUCUAUUUUGUGUUCAUUUGAUUUGAAUGGGUAUAAUAAGCUAGAGACACAUUUAUAUCUAAUAUGUUAUUUUAAAUCGUUUUCUGCCAUUUUGUAUAGCUGGUAAAACAAAAAAAUGUUGUAGAGCUUUUCGAAAAGUUUCACAUAUGA